Molecule: messenger RNA, 801 nt
Organism: Aspergillus alliaceus
Lineage: Eukaryota; Fungi; Ascomycota; Eurotiomycetes; Eurotiales; Aspergillaceae
Product: aromatic alcohol reductase
Exons: 5
Coding region: 1-801 (266 amino acids)
Molecular function (GO): oxidoreductase activity
Source: RefSeq, a predicted model, not a curated record
AUGGACCCACGAGAUAUAAAUCGAUGCUUUCCUACUCUUGAUGGCGGGUCCUUGGGAGGUGUUCUUUUGAACUCUCUACUCUCCGAGCCCAGGAUCAAGGUCACCGUUCUCAUGCGAGAGUCAUCCAAGGCACAUGGCAGUAUUCCAUCCGCGCCGCGCCGACUCCUACCCCAAGGAGAUCUUGUCAAGGCUUUACGUGGUCAGGAUGCCAUUGUAAACGCUAUCACUAGCUUCUCUGUCGCCGAGCAGCUCCGCUUUAUCGACGCCGCCAUCACGGCCGGAGUCAAACGGUUCGUGCCGUCCGAGUACGGUCUGGACAACAAUACGCCGGAGGCUCAGGAGCUGGCGCCAGUCUUCAAGGAGAAGGGUCUAGUGCAGACCUACCUGCGAGAGAAGGAAUCCAGUGGAUUAACCUGGACAGCGAUCGCCUGUGGCAUGUGGACUGGGUGGUCCCUUCGUAACAAUUUCCUUGGUCUUGACUAUCCCAACUGGAUCGUCACAUUUACUGACGAUGGCACCGGUUACUUCUCUACCACCACCUUGGCCAACACGGCCCAAAAGGAACUCGUGGAGACCAUCGGACGUCUCACGGGUGAGAUAUGGCAGCGAAAGUCCAUCAACACCGAGGAGGCUAUACCCGCUCUGAAGGCCGCGUGGGAGAAGGGCGAUGCGUACGCCGGGUAUGGGUUGAUCAACAUCAGGUUUACCAAAGAUGAUUAUAGCGGACAUUUCGAGCCGGGGCGUCAAAUUCGGAAUGAGGGACUUGAGGCACUGAGGGAAGUUGGACAUCCUGGGUUCUGA